UCGUCUCUCUUUGUGUGUGUGGUGGUGUAGGAUUGGAUCGUGGGAGCGCGAUGGUGACGACGAAUUCGCCACUGGGUUUCGGAGCGACCUGUUACAAAAUCACUCCUAUGACACUGUCUCAUCCGAUUUAACUGCCAGCGCUUCACACUCCCUCUUGCUGGGCAAGUGGCUUCGAAAUUGUGACGAGAAGCACGAGGAAUGCCAUCGGCCGUCGGGAAAGGAGAACUUUUGGCCAAAGAGAGUUAUUUAUGUUGGCGACCCCAACAAAUUGACCCUCGUCGAAGAGCAACCUCAGGGAGAAGACUACCUUGUGCUUUCGUACUGCUGGGGCCCCCUCACAGACCAAGACAAGAAGCGUUUCUGCACUACUAGCGAGAAUUACGGAUCUCGAAAGCUGGGCUUCAGCUACGACGAGCUGCCGAAAACAUUUCAAGACGCAAUUCAGGUGACUCGAGCACUUCAGAAGCAGUACCUCUGGAUCGAUGCUCUCUGUAUCAUACAGGGACCCGACGGCGACUGGGAGAGCGAGGCUAGGACCAUGGCAGAUAUUUUCGCCUGCGCCUACUGCACCAUUGCGGCGAGUUCAGCACGUGGCUGGGGAGAUGGUUUCCUGAAGCCUCAGUCGAAUUUCCGGCGAGGCGCUCCAAGCACACCGACUUGCACAUGUGACUUCGAGGAAGACGUGGAUGAGGCGCCCCUUAUGAAGAGGGCUUGGGUACUACAAGAACGGGUGCUAUCCCGUCGAAUCAUCCAUUUCACUGCGACACACAAGUAUUGCGAGUGUGGGCAUGGAGUGCUGUGUGAACAGCUUACAAAACUGAACCCGCCAUGGGGGAAGCAAUAUUUCAUCCUCGAUCCGAACUUUCCGGAGAGACUCAGCAAGUCCGGGUAUGAGCAUACCGCCGAUUUCGUCCAAUUCCUCUUCAGAAAAUAUUCAGUUUCCUGCCUUACCUUCGAAACCUUCAGGCAGCUUCCUCUUUUUUACCUGGUGGUAGCCAGGCUUCUGGAUAUGUAGCCCAAAUCUCCGCAGCUGGAACAGCGGGGUCACCAAAUUUCCUCUACGAUUAAGGUUUCUUUAAAACUGCAACCAUCCUUUUCUCGCUCUUGGAGGCCGAACUUACGUAACUAAUUAAUGCUAAUUAAUUAACUAUAGCAAAUUUUGAGUUUGAGGCUACCCUCAGGGCACGUCACCCUUAUCCCCCCAUGAUGCGGCCUUUGAGGCCCGAUUCUUGUACUGUGUGCUGCCUAGGCCCGAGGCCGGGAUUACGGUCAUUUCUGUAAUUUAUAUAUAACCUAGGUGCCCGCUAGGUAACUCAGAUAUGGCGUACUAGAGCAUUUAAAUUUGAACCCAAUCUUGAAAGAAAU
Molecule: messenger RNA, 1365 nt
Organism: Parathielavia hyrcaniae
Lineage: Eukaryota; Fungi; Ascomycota; Sordariomycetes; Sordariales; Chaetomiaceae
Source: the annotation of a GenBank genome assembly